AUGACUGACCUUUCGACCUUCACACUCAUCACCGUCGAUGACCCCUCUGACCAGAUUGAAGAACUAGUUAUAACUAAUGUGAACUUAAUUUCUGACGACUCACUGAGUCUCGUGUACGAGGAUGAUCUUACGGCAAGGAAGAAGGCGGUCCAGAUUAUCGUAACUAGUGUAAACCCAUCGUCUGGUGAAACUCCUCGAGUCGUGAGGAUUUCAGGAGUCUUUUCAGUUGUGGAAGUUACUGAAGACGGCCCGGCGCCUCUGCUAGCAUCUGGCAACAUCUGGUCUGAGUUGACUCCUAUCACUGAAGAGGACUACAUUGUAAUCGAGGGAUUCACUCUCAAGGUGCCCGCUCUGCUCCUAGGAGUGAAGACAGAGAACUGUGGGGAACUGGACUCGUUCACAGCCCAUAUCUGCGGAGGAGAAGCCCCUACAACCCAAAGAACUACAUCAUUGCCGACAACCAUCACACCAUGUGAAGAAGAAGGCAUGUUUACCGUGACACCUCCUUCACUUCUCACGACAAAGGCGCCUUCUGGCACUAUCACACCAAAAAGUGGAAGAACUACUGUUGGGCCACCAGGAUCACCCGGCAGCGAAGGAACUACUGUGGGACCACCAGGAUCACCCCGCAGCGGAGGAACUACUGCGGGACCACCAGGAUCACCCGGCAGCGAAGGAAUUACUGCAGGACCACCCGGAAGCGAAGGAACUACUGUGGGACUUCCAGGAUCACCCGGAAGUGAAGGAACUACUGCGGGACCACCAGGAUCACCCGGAAGCGAAGGAACUACUGUUGGGCCACCAGGAUCACCCGGAAGCGAAGGAACUACUGUGGGACCUCCAGGAUCACCCGGAAGCGAAGGAACUACUGCGGGACCACCAGGAUCACCCGGAAGCAAAGGAACUACUGUGGGACCUCCAGGAUCACCCGGAAGCGAAGGAACUACUGCGGGACCACCAGGAUCACCCGGCAGCGAAGGAACUACUGCGGGACCACCACGAUCACCCGGCAGCGAAGGAACUACUGCAAGACCACCAGGAUCACCCGGCAGCGAAGGAACUACUGCGGGACCACCAGGAUCACCCGGAAGCGAAGGAACUACUGUGGGACCACCAGGAUCACCCGGCAGCGAAGGAACUACUGCGGGACCACCAGGAUCACCCGGCAGCGAAGGAACUACUGCAGGACCACCUGGAUCACCCGGCAGCGAAGGAACUACUGUGGGACCUCCAGGAUCACCCGGCAGCGAAGGAACUACUGCGGGACCACCAGGAUCACCCGGCAGCGAAGGAACUACUGCAGGACCACCAGGAUCACCCGGAAGCGAAGGAACUACUGUGGGACCACCCGGCAGCAAAGGAACUACUGUGGGACCACUUGGUAGCGUGGGAACAACCGCGGGACCACCUGGAAGUGAAGGAACUACAGCGGUACCUUCCGGUCCUGGAUUUAUCUGUGAUGAGAUGGAUUCUGAUGAAAACCGAGCCGUCUAUGGAUACGAGAGCGCUUUGUGGUUCGAAUUAAUGAAAAAUCUGUUUCUAGAAGAAUCAACUACAACUUCAUCGUCGUCAACAACUCCUAUGUACCCUGCUGAAUUGACAUGCGCCCACUUGGGCCGAAAAGAACUAGACAGUCAGCCUGAGGCACCUUGCUCCGUGGACAUGUCAGAUCUCUCAACAUUUGUCAAGAUUCCUCUGGACCUCAUGGAAUCAUGGACUGUCGAGGACUUGGUUCUGACUAACCUGGAAUCCGUUGACGAGGACUUGAAACUCGUGAUUGAAGCAGCAAAUGGCGUGAAGAAGUCAGUGACCUUGACUGGAAUUGUUGCGGUGACGACAGACAUUCCUGACACUUCAUCAAAGGAGGUCAAAGUUCUGGUCGGAUCUGUUGUUUUGACAACUGUAGAUGAAGCUUCCGGACCUGUGAACCCUCUGUUUGAUGACCCCACCGACGUUCUCGCAGAAGUGACCUCGGAUGACUUUGUGGUGGUGAAAGGAGUGAGUCUCACUGGAUCGGCACUGUACCUCGGAGCCCCAACUGAAGAUUGCAAGAAGCCAGAUGCAGUUGUCAGUCUGCACGUAUGCGGAGAAGAAACGACAGUGACUGAAGUGACAACGACAGUGGUGACAACUGAGACCACGACUGAACUGUCCACAACCACCAAGUUCAAAGUAUGUGUAGACGACGAGAGAGACACUGUGACGUCAGACUCUCCUUUGUCGACUCCACUGGGCAGCGCACCUGUCAAAAUCAUCGAUUUGGACCCAGCAGUGAUUGUGACUGAAGUGAAUGUGACAUUCAACUACCCUGUUCUUGACUCCCCUCCUUCUCUGGUGGUGAUCUUCAACGACGGAUCCGACUCUUUCUUCGAGGUAUCCUUCUCCCCAGAUGGAACUAAAGAGCAGAGUCUCGUGAAGUCACCACUCCUCGACACAUCAGUGGAACCCGUACAAAUCUACCCUCCUUCGGAAUCUGUACCUGAUGUGACCAUAACCCAGUUGCCGGAUCAACCCGAAACUUACUUGCUCACCAUCCUGUUGACAACUGAGUUGCCAGGAGUGACUGAAGACGGGUUCCUGGCCUCCGAGGUCUACCUCAAGAAGGGACCUAAAUCGGGAGACUUGGAAAACGUCAAAGUGUCUGUACAGACUUGCUCGCACCCAACAUCUACAACCAUCACCACCACCUCCACAACCGAGACAGUCUCGACAGUCCCCUCCUCCUCCCUCUCGGAAUCCACCAUCGUCACCACUCUAACCACCACUCCCCCCUUCAGCUGUGAGGAGGAGAUGAGUGUGGGAGUGGAGACCAAGGGGCAGAGUGUGUCUGUGCCUGAAGAGUGUGAAGAGGGAAGCGAGACUGGAAUGACUGAACAACAAGUGAUCCCAUUCGACGAGACCGUGUACCUCGACAGUCUGGUGAUCAGCAUCGACCCAACUUCGGCAGCUGAUAUUCCUGAGGACUCUUCUCUCACAUUCGAAGUCUUGUUUGUCGUCAAACAAGGAAUCACCACAACCGUUGCUCCAGGGGGGUCUGCGGCGACUCCAGAGAUAGUUCCGGUGACUGGGACGUUCACAAUCAGCGAAGAAUUUGGAAACAUCAUUCCAGUUGACGAAUCUACCUCACCUAGUGUUGUGAAGCAGUUCACGCUGGCCGGUUCCUCCCUCCCCACUUCGGACGGGAGUGACCCCACAGUGGUGGAUGUGCUGGCCACAGUUCCAGACAGUCUGGAAGUAGACGAGAUUGUGAUUGUGAUCAAAGCAUGCAGCAAAGUCGCAGUGGAGACCAACUACACUGGAUGUGUACCGGCUGAAACCACACAAUUGACUACAACAGAAAUAACAACCGUCUACACGACCGAAUCGAUCCCCCCAGGAUCUACUGUGACAACAGUCACCACCCAAUCAUUCGCAUCAACCCCAGCCCCAACUCUAGCCAGCACAGUCCUCACCACCCCCACCCCAUGCACCGAGACAGACAUGACACCUGUCGAGGGGGGUGACAAAGAGGUCACGUGUGCUAUCGCGAUGGACGAUACAGUUGAAGAUGUGAUGUUGUCUGUUGAAGCUGAUUCAAUUUUCAUCGAACUUGAUUUGAACCCAGAGGGCGAGGAAAUAGACGAGAUCAAAGUGUCUCCGACUGAGUUGUCGAAUGGAGUGCAGAUUGUGUUCACAGUGAAGAUCACAGACCAAAACUUCGAAGAGUAUUUUGUCGCCUACAAUGAAGAUGACGGACUGUACACUGCCACAACUGCACAGAAAUUCGACGGGUCAGUCGAUCUGCUGGACAAAGAAGAAGACACAUUGCUGGCUGUGAGAGUUGUCAUCGAGAUAUUCGCCCAGAGCUCAGCUAACAGUCUAACAGAAGAGUGCAUCAAAAACAUCGACACUACAUUCACUGCCCAAAUUCUCAAUUGCCACGAACAAGCAACAACAACAUCAUCGCCUACCACAACCAUCAGUCCAUGCGGUGUAGAAGAAAUGUUUACGCUACCUCCACCAACUAAGACCGGGACAACAAUAGCACCAAUGACGACGCCAGGUACUACUGUAGGGCCACCUGGCAGCGAAGGAACUACUGCGGGACCACCAGGUCCACCCGCCAGCAAAGGAACUACUGUGGGACCACCAGGAUCACCCGGCAGCGAAGGAACUACUGUGGGACCACCAGAAUCACCGAGCAGCGAAGGAACUACUGCGGGACCACCAGGAUCACCCGGCAGCAAAGGAACUACUGUGGGACCACCAGGAUCACCCGGCAGCGAAGGAACUACUGCGGGACCACCAGGAACACCCGGCAGCGAAGGAACUACUGCGGGACCACCAGGAACACCCGGCAGCGAAGGAACUACUGCGGGACCACCAGGAACACCCGGCAGCGAAGGAACUACUGCGGGACCACCAGGAACACCCGGCAGCGAAGGAACUACUGUGGGACCACCAGAAUCACCGAGCAGCGAAGGAACUACUGCGGGACCACCAGGAUCACCCGGCAGCAAAGGAACUACUGUGGGACCACCAGGUUCACCGGGAAGCGAAGGAACAACUGCGGGACCACCAGGAUCACCGAGCAGCAAAGGAAGUACUGCGGGACCACCAGGGCCACCCGGUAGCGAAGGAACUACUGCAGGACCACCCGGCAAUGAAGGAACUACUGCUGGACCACCCGGCAGCGAAGGAACUACUGCUGGACCACCAGGAUCACCCGGCAGCAAAGGAACUACUGUUGGACCUCCAGGAUCACCUGGCAGCGAAGGAACUACUGUUGGACCACCAGGAUCAGCCGGCAGCAAAGGAACUACAGUUGGACCUCCAGGAUCACCUGGCAGCGAAGGAACUUCUGUGGGACCACCAGGACCGCCCGGCAGCGAAGGAACUACUGCGGGACCACCAGGAUCACCGGGCAGCGAAGGAACUACUGCGGGACCACCAGGAACACCGGGCAGCGAAGGAACUACUGCGGGUUCACCAAGAUCACCAGGCAGCGAAGGAACAACUGCGGGACCACCAGGAUCACCGGGCAGCAAAGGAAGUACUGCGGGGCCACCAGGGCCACCCGGUAGCGAAGGAACUACUGCAGGACCACCCGGCAGCGAAGGAACUACUGCGGGAGCACCCGGCAGCGAAAGAACUACUGCGGGACCACCAGGAUCACCCGGCAGCAAAGGAACUACUUUUGGACCUCCAGGAUCACCUGGCAGCGAAGGAACUACUGUGGGACCACCAGGACCGCCUGGCAGCGAAGGAACUACUGCGGGACCACCAGGAUCACUGGGCAGCAAAGGAACUACUGCGGGACCACCAGGAUCACCGGGCAGCGAAGGAACAACUGCGGGUUCACCAAGAUCACCAGGCAGCGAAGGAACAACUGCGGGACCACCAGGAUCACCGGGCAGCAAAGGAAGUACUGCGGGGCCACCAGGGCCACCCGGUAGCGAAGGAACUACUGCAGGACCACCCGGCAGCGAAGGAACUACUGCGGGAGCACCCGGCAGCGAAAGAACUACUGCGGGACCACCAGGAUCACCCGGCAGCAAAGGAACUACUUUUGGACCUCCAGGAUCACCUGGCAGCGAAGGAACUACUGUGGGACCACCAGGACCGCCUGGCAGCGAAGGAACUACUGCGGGACCACCAGGAUCACUGGGCAGCAAAGGAACUACUGCGGGACCACCAGGAUCACCGGGCAGCGAAGGAACAACUGCGGGACCACCAGGAUCACCUGGAAGCGAAGGAACAACUGCGGGACCACCAGGAUCACUGGGCAGCAAAGGAAGUACUGCGGGACCACCAGGUGGCGAGAGAACUACCGUGGGAGGUGGAGCUACUACUGAAUACUGCGAAGAUGGAAUGCCUGCUGGCUCAAUUACUUCUGUGUUCUACAGUUACGAGACUACUUAG
Molecule: messenger RNA, 5901 nt
Organism: Symsagittifera roscoffensis
Lineage: Eukaryota; Metazoa; Xenacoelomorpha; Acoela; Convolutidae
Product: mucin-19-like
Exons: 16
Coding region: 1-5901 (1966 amino acids)
Biological process (GO): extracellular matrix organization
Molecular function (GO): extracellular matrix structural constituent conferring tensile strength
Source: RefSeq, a predicted model, not a curated record